Messenger RNA from Fusarium verticillioides 7600, 279 nucleotides. RefSeq lists its product as hypothetical. The transcript has 2 exons. Bases 1 to 279 code for a protein of 92 amino acids. Lineage: Eukaryota; Fungi; Ascomycota; Sordariomycetes; Hypocreales; Nectriaceae. The record is from RefSeq and is a predicted model, not a curated record.
AUGUUCUUCAAAACCAUCAUCACCGCUUCAGCUAUCGUUGGCCUUGCUGCCGCGGUGCCCUUCAGCACCAACACCACCACAAGUGCCUGUCCCACCCUUUGCGUGGAUGCUAUUAACGACUGUGGUGUCAUGUACGGAGCAUGCUAUCCUAUUUGCUCUCCUCAGCUGUAUCCUACACCACCGCCAUGCACUCCUAGCACCCCAAUUAGUACACCUACCAUCACCCCAACCACUUUCACCACACCAGCCCCUGAGUCCGCCACUACCUCGACUCUGUAA